Molecule: messenger RNA, 4100 nt
Organism: Maylandia zebra (zebra mbuna)
Lineage: Eukaryota; Metazoa; Chordata; Actinopteri; Cichliformes; Cichlidae
Product: B-cadherin-like
Biological process (GO): calcium-dependent cell-cell adhesion; homophilic cell-cell adhesion; multicellular organism development
Cellular component (GO): cytoplasm; adherens junction; plasma membrane
Molecular function (GO): calcium ion binding; beta-catenin binding; cadherin binding
Source: RefSeq, a predicted model, not a curated record
GGAAGAACAGGAAUAUUAAAGAGGGGAUUUGGAGAGAUGGGGACCGCUUGGUUCGCGGUUUUUGGCGCUUUAGUCAUCGUUUUUCAGGUCUCAUCACCAGAAAUAGCUGCGAGGUCGACAUGUGUGCCUGGAUUUGAGUCAGAGCUGUUGAUUUUCAGAGUGUGCAGGGAACACCUGAGGACGGGCAUGAGACUGGGCAGAGUGGGCUUCACUGACUGCACAAACCGCACAAUAUUUCUUUUCGGCACUGAUGACAAUCGCUUUGGUGUAAAGGCAGAUGGUGUAUUAAUGGUAAACAGAGAAGUUGUUCUUUAUAAUGGACACCAGAAUUUCUUCAUCCACUCAUGGGACUCUCAAGGUCAGAAAAUAACAGUUCCAGUCAGGGUAGUUCAUUAUGAGCAUCACCGUGGACACCAUCAUGGUCAUCAAUGUGGAAAGCACCACAAUGGAGACCACAUAGAAUACAGUCAUCAGCAUCACAGUACUGAAGUGAAGUCUGCUGACCACACAGAGAAUGCCACUGAUCCACAAGCGCAUGUUCUUCAAUUCCCCAAGUCUCUUGGAGGACUGAGGAGGAGGAAGAGAGACUGGGUUAUUCCUCCUCUCAAAGUUUCUGAGAAUCAGAGAGGAACCUAUCCCCUAAAAGUAGCUCAGAUCCGCUCCAAUGAAGAUAAAACAAGGAAGGUCUUUUACAGCAUCACUGGUCCAGGAGCUGAUCUGCCUCCUGUUGGUCGUUUCAGAAUGGACAGAGAGACUGGAAAUCUGUAUGUAACACAGCCACUUGACAGAGAGGAAACAGCCGAAUAUCUAUUUGAAGCACAUGCUGUGGCUGAUGGAGCAGGACAAGCUGAGGCUCCUAUGGAGAUUAUAGUACGUGUGAUCGACCAGAACGACAACAAACCUUAUUUUACGACAGACUACAAAGCAAAUGUUGCUGAGGCCACGACCAUUGGGACUGAGGUGGUUAGGGUUGAGGCCAAAGAUGACGAUGAGCCAAGUACUGACAACUCAGAGCUCCGCUAUCGUAUUCUGAACCAGGACCCACCGCUGCCCACUGACAACAUGUUUGAAAUCAACCCAAUUACUGGAAGCAUCAGAAUCACUGGUAGAGGACUGGAUAGAGAGAAAUAUCCACAGUACACUCUGACAGUACAAGCAGCAGAUAUGGCAGGAGAAGGGUUAACUGGACAAACAAAAGUCAUCCUCACGGUGACGGACAGCAAUGACAACAUUCCAGUCUUCACUCAGAAAUCUUAUAGUGCGACAGUUGAUGAAAACAAAAAGGAUGUUGUGGUGGUUAAGAUGAUAGUAACAGAUGAGGAUGAACCACAAACUCCAGCCUGGAACGCCAUCUUCAAGAUCGUCAGUGGUGAUCCUGAUGGACUUUUCACAGUAAAAACAGGAACUAACAAACACGAAGGAAUCCUUUCUACUGCAAAGGAGCUGGACUUCGAGAGGGCCAGCAAGCACACUCUGUUGGUUUCAGUGGAGAAUGAGAUUCCUUUUGCUCCUGGUGUUUCUGUGGUCACUUCUACCACCACAGUGGUGGUGAAUGUGAGAGAUGUGAAUGAAGCUCCAGUCUUUGAUCCAAAGGAGCUUCUUGUGGUAAAACCAGAGGACCUUCCUGUGGAUGAAGUUGUGGUGCAGUACACUGCUUCAGACCCAGACACUGCACGCAAGCAGAAAGUCACGUACAAAAUGAUUAAUGACCCUGCAGGCUGGCUGAAUGUGGACAAGGACACAGGUCUUAUUAAAGUGAGAAGAUUCAUGGACAGAGAAGCUCCUUUUGUCACAAACAGCAGAUACAUCGCAAACAUUGGUGCAUGUGAUGAUGAUGCUGUCCCGGCUACAGGAACUGGUACCCUGAUCAUUCAGCUGGAAGAUGUCAAUGACAAUGCUCCGUUUAUUGAAGAGCGUGAAAUCACGGUGUGCAACAAGGAUCCAGCUCCUCAGCUGCUGUCAGUAACAGAUAAAGACGGACCAGAAUUUGGACCUCCCUACUCGGUGUCUUUACAGGGCAUGUCAAAGACCAACUGGACCGCUAGGAUGAACGACACCAGAACAGGGGUCAUCUUAAAUUUAGGCACUGAGCUGCCCAGUGGAGAUUACAGUGUUAUACUAAGAGUGGCAGACAAGCAUGGCCUGGAGCAGGACAGCAUCAUCAAAGCUGAAGUUUGCCACUGCAAGGGCAAGGGAGCAGAGGCGACAUGCACAGACCGUGCUAUAGGUGGCAGCAACCUGCCCCUUAUCCUCGGAAUACUUGGAGCCAUCCUGCUGCUCGCACUGGUGCUGCUAAUGCUGCUGUUUGCAAAACAGAGGAAAAAGGACAAAAAGAAGCCACUGCUGCUAGAUGAUAGUGUCAGGGACAACAUCUAUUACUAUGAUGAAGAAGGAGGUGGAGAGGAUGAUCAGGACUAUGACUUGAGUGUUCUCCACCGUGGUCUGGACAACCGGCCUGAGGUGUUAAGAAGUAACGUGGUGCCAAACUUCAUGCCUGCUCCUCAGUACCGACCUCGGCCCACCAACCCAGAAGAUAUGAACAACUUCAUUGAAGAUAACCUGAAGGCUGCAGACAACGACCCAACAGCACCCCCUUAUGACUCCCAGAUGGUAUUUGACCAUGAGGGAGGUGGUUCUGAUGCAGGAAGUCUCUCCUCUUUGAACUCUUCAAGUAGUGGAGACCAGAACUAUGACUGCCUCAGUGAGUGGGGCCCUCGCUUCAAGAAACUGGCCAACAUGUACGGAGGAGGAGAAGAUGAUGAUAUGCUGUAAUCAUACCACAUGGCAUGGCCUCAUGUUUCAUUCAAAGCAAGCCAGAAGGGACUUUCAACUACACAUUAGUGUUUUGUCUUGUUUUUCAUAGAUAUAUAUAUAUGCAUUGUGGUUUGCCUUCUCACUGAAAUGCCAUUAUCAGUUAUCGGCCACUGCUGAGAAGCCAAAGGAUGAGCGCUUUUGUUUUGUUGUUUUUGAAUUUCCUGUUUUGAUUGCAUUAGGCUCUGUAUGCCUUUUUUACAUCCCUGUUUGACCUGCAGGCUGAACACAUAAAUACUUUGGUAGUUUUCUGUUGAAUGAGUGCUGGAGCCAUGUGUUGCCUUUUUCAUAGGGUUUGUGUUUCUGGUCUCUAUCUGUUUAAUAAGUACUCUUGUGUAUUUUCAUUUUUUCAUUUGAACACAAUAACACACUUUAGUUCCUGAUCAGCCAUUAUAUAUAUCCGUGUGUGUCAUUUCCUGUUUAGGUCAGUUAUGUUUGUUUGGGCAGUCAUUUGGUAAGUUUGCAGUUCUUUGCCUGAGUUUAGUUUUGUUUCUUUGACCUCUUUUAUGAGCUCAACAUUUAUUACUUUUGUAAAUAUAAUUUUUUGGUUAAAUAAAUGGAAACCCUAUUUUUCUGAUAAUUCCUGUGACUCCUCUCGUCCAUCACAGACAGUAAUCUAACCUUUGAUAAACAGAUUAAUGCUGUAAUCAAGACCCGUUUCCUUCACCUCUGGCUACUUGCAAAAGUGAAGCAAUUCCUCUGUUUUAGAGACUCUGAGAGAGCUAUCCAUGCUUUCAUUUCAUCUCACCUCAACUUUUGUAAUAGUCUUUACUCAGGUGUCAGUCUGUCAUCAGUUAGCUGCCUGCAGCUGGUCCAAAAAGCUGCAGCAUGGUUACUAACUGGCACGACAUAUCUCACAUACUAGCAUCCUUACACUGGCUGCCAGUUAGUUUUUGAAUUGAUUUUAAGAUUUUAUUAUUCGUUUUUAAGGCGUUGCACGUGUUAGCACCCUCAUAACUUUAUGAUCUUUUAAAUUGGUACACUCCUGCAAGAUCACUGAGCCCUGCAGUUCAAAUGCUCCUGGCUGUCCUGAGGUCCAGAUUAAAGCACAGAGGUGACCGGGCCUUUGCUGUGACUGCUCCUAAAUUGUGUAACAAAGUGCCCCUUCAUGUCAGGGCCUCCUCAACAUUAGACACUUUCAAAACGCAUCUGAAAACCCACUUUUAUUCCUUGGUUUUUAAAUCAGAAUGAUUUUGUACUACUUUUGUCUUGUUUCUUACUCAAAUCUUCUCAUUUCAUGCUUCUUUUUCUUAUUUUUUUGUCGUGUAUUUAUAGAGAUAAAAAUCUUU